Messenger RNA from Mirounga angustirostris (Northern elephant seal), 924 nucleotides. Its product is annotated as protein LEG1 homolog. Lineage: Eukaryota; Metazoa; Chordata; Mammalia; Carnivora; Phocidae. The record is from RefSeq and is a predicted model, not a curated record.
AUGACUUUCAAUCUUUCCUGGGCCUGUGUAAUAAUUUGUUGUAUUUUUGCUUCUUUAGCAAAAACAUCCAAUAUCUCAGAUAUGUAUCCCCCUCUGUGGAAAGAGAGUCCUGGUCAGUUCAGUGACUACAAGAUAGAAAAUGGGAAGUACAUCAUUAACUUCUGGCAUUACCCUGAGAGACUGGGGAUGUAUAAAACCCUACUGAACAGGACAGCCAAGUAUUUUGCAAAAUUUUCACCAGAAAAUGAACGAAAUAUUUUAUGGGAACUGCCUGUACAUCAUGGAUGGCAAUAUCAUACAGGCAGAUUAGCUGAUCCCACCCAAAGUACAGACUGUGGCCAUAAAUCUGGGGAUCAUCUCUGUAUCUCUGUGGACAGUUGGUGGGCUGACCUUAAUUAUUAUCUCUCUACAAUGCCCUUCCUUGCUGAGGUUGAUUCUGGCAUAAUGGGGAUAUCAUCAGAUAAAGUCACCUUUCUGCCACCAUCCAAUGAUCAGAUGAAUUUUUGUUACAAUGUUUCUAACUGCCAAUCAUCAUUUCCAGAAGCAAUGAAAAAGUGGAAUGAAUUUUACCAGCACAUAAAGUCACAUUCUAGUAGCUUUGAUGACCUGUUGGAGUACUUAUGGACUGCACAUGUCUCAUCUUGAGAUUGCUCAAAAAAUUUUCAAAAUAGAUUAAAAUAUUAUUCUAAACAAGAAGCUGAUUUUGCAAGAAGCUGGGCUUUAUUUGUGGAUUAUUUAGCUCCACCACACUUUCCUACAACCUUAAUUAGAACAUAUGAAUUCCAGAAGGAGCUUCCAAGACGAAUGCUUGUUAGUGGAGAUAACGUCCCCUUCAUCAGUGACUUUAGUGGCUUUCAGAACACAAUCCUGUUUGCUCUAAAUCUUCUCCACAAAGUGCAUAGGUAUACAGAUUCAGCUGAAUAA